Molecule: messenger RNA, 1867 nt
Organism: Cylicocyclus nassatus
Lineage: Eukaryota; Metazoa; Nematoda; Chromadorea; Rhabditida; Strongylidae
Source: the annotation of a GenBank genome assembly
UGGACUUCCGGAGUUGAUUAAAUUUGAUGCAUAAACUUCAACAUGUUUUUCAGAAUGCUGGGAAGGAUAUUACUGUUAGCUCUAGUGGCCCUCUCUCAAGCUACGGAUCCUUGCCCAAAGGGCCAUAUAUAUGAUGAAAUAACCAAAAAGUGCUACGCAUUCGUUCACGAUGCACUUAACUUCGUUGAUGCUAGCAAAGCAUGCCAAGAAAGAUUUGGCUAUGAGCUUAUUUCCAUUCAUGACAUGCAGCUCAAUCUAUAUGCACAACAAUUGUCUCAUGCUUUCUUUGACAAGGACUAUGGAUCAUUCUGGAUUGGAGGUACCAAAUGGGGCUAUGAUGACUGGCAUUGGACAGACAACACACCGUUCGACUUCCGGAAUUUUGCAAAAGGAAACAAUCCGCUCAAGUACUGCGCUCACAUGCGUAUUGCAGACGGACAAUGGAUUGUCGAUGAUUGUGAGCAAGAACUCCAUCAGGCAAUGUGCUUCGGUGAUCCAGGAGUCAAACCACCAGUGACAAAACCACCACCAUCACCAGAACCACCAGUGACAAAACCACCACCAUCGCCAGAACCACCAGUGACAAAACCACCACCACCAACAGAACCACCAGCGACAAAACCACCACCACCAACAGAACCACCAGUGACAAAACCACCACCACCAACAGAACCACCAGUGACAAAACCACCACCACCAACAGAGCCCCCAGCGACAAAACCACCACCACCAACAGAAACACCAGUGACAAAACCACCACCACCAACAGAGCCACCAGCGACAAAACCACCACCACCAACAGAACCACCAGUGACAAAACCACCACCACCAACAGAGCCACCAGCGACAAAACCACCACCACCAACAGAACCACCAGUGACAAAACCACCACCACCAACAGAACCACCAGUGACAAAACCACCACCAACAGAGCCCCCAGCGACAAAACCACCACCACCAACAGAACCACCAGUGACAAAACCACCACCACCAACAGAGCCACCAGCGACAAAACCACCACCACCAACAGAACCACCAGCGACAAAACCACCACCACCAACAGAACCACCAGUGACAAAACCACCACCACCAACAGAACCACCAGUGACAAAACCACCACCACCAACAGAGCCACCAGUGACAAAACCACCACCACCAACAGAGCCACCAGCGACAAAACCACCACCACCAACAGAACCACCAGUGACAAAACCAUCAUCACCAACAGAGCCACCAGCGACAAAACCACCACCACCAACAGAGCCACCAGCGACAAAACCACCACCACCAACAGAACCACCAGUGACAAAACCACCACCACCACCAGAGCCAUGCAGACCUGGAUGGCAUUACAACCCAGUGAACAAGUAUUGCUACAUAUUCUACCCUGAAGAUGAUUACAUGGAUAUUACCGUCUUCUACGAAUGUGCGAUUAAGAGUUCGAUCGAAAGCGCACAAGAAGAGGCCUUUGUACGAGGCAUACUGAAGUGGUACGAUCCAGCUAAGAUUUCCUGCAAGCUACCAUAUGGACGUCACUACUUUAUCGGAAGAAUCAAGGGAACGAAAUACGAAAAGAAUAACGAAUAUCACUGGACCCACUGCGGUGAAGAUCACUACUUCAACACCACUGAAUUAGUGGAGGGACCUAACUACGUUUUCAUCACGCCUUAUUACUGGAACUAUGAGAAGACAGUCGAUGCUUGUUUCUUCAUGUGCAAGAGGAAGAGCAUUUACCUCCUUUGAAGCAACAUAAGCAGCUUUCUAUCUGCUCGGACAAUGAAGCAAUCAACUGUCAAAACCCUAAGCAAAAUUAUAAACUCAUGUUAUUAUGAUCAUAAAUCUGUUAUCAAGCAACUCGAGGUGUUCC